Molecule: messenger RNA, 6991 nt
Organism: Lynx canadensis (Canada lynx)
Lineage: Eukaryota; Metazoa; Chordata; Mammalia; Carnivora; Felidae
Gene: TAB3
Product: TGF-beta activated kinase 1 (MAP3K7) binding protein 3
Exons: 11
Coding region: 788-2941 (717 amino acids)
Cellular component (GO): extracellular exosome
Molecular function (GO): ubiquitin binding
Source: RefSeq, a predicted model, not a curated record
UCGGGGGUGGCCCCUGGGUCGUCUCGGUGACCCAGCGCCCGGGCGCUAGGUGUGCGCUCGAAUGCGGGCGUCCCGGGGGCUCGGCUCGGCCUGGGGUUGCGGCGGACACCGGGAAUUGCGGGGCUGCUGGAGGUCUGCGCAGGGCCUGGCGCGCCCGCCCCAGACGCCCUGGGAGGCCGAGGAGAGAGGGAGUGGCCGGGGGCCUUGCUCGGCCUUCGCCCCCCAAGCAGAGGGGAUGAUGUCCUUCCUCGCCGCACCCUGGACAUUGCGGAGAGUGAACGUCGGUGGACGGGCUUCAAGCCCCAGCAAGGCGUUUGCCGAUGAGGACUAAUCAGCAUCAAGGUUGAGUCUCUUGAGGCUAUUGAGAGAUGUGGGGGAAGUUUUUUCAGGGUAGUGUCUGCAGCCUUUUCUCAGGCGUUUCACCGUGAAUUGUUGUGUGUCAAACUGGACAAGCCAUCUUAGUUGAAGUUUCAGCAAUCGAAAAAUGAGAGACUACUGAAAAGAAGGUGCUUUUCGAGCUGGAGAUGUGAAUAAGACUGCCGUGCCAGAGCUUAUAAAUCAUCUUCAGGGUUCCCCCCCCCCCCGGGACACCACAUCACGUGUGGUCACCAUGUCUCCUUAGGCUCCCCUUGCUGUGACAGUUUCUCAGACUUUCACUGUUUUGAUGACCUUGUCAGUUUUGAAGAGAACCGAUCAGAAAAUGACUGCGGUGUUGGAAGAUCAUUACUAUUGGAAGGCCGGUUAGCAUCAAUUUCCUAACGGAUACUUGACCACCAUUUGUUCUGGCAUGGCGCAAGGCAGUCCACAGCUUGAUAUGCAGGUUCUCCAUGACCUCCGACAGCGUUUCCCGGAGAUUCCAGAGGGUGUUGUGUCUCAAUGCAUGUUACAGAACAACAACAAUCUUGAAGCCUGUUGCCGAGCCCUUUCCCAGGAGAGUAGCAAAUACUUAUAUAUGGAAUACCAUAGUCCGGAGGACAACCGGAUGAAUCGAAAUCGCCUUUUGCAUAUUAACCUGGGUAUCCAUUCUCCUAGUAGCUACCACCCAGCGGAUGGAGCCCAACUUAACGGUGGUCGAACACUGGUACACAGCUCAAGCGAUGGACAUAUUGACCCACAGCAUGCGGCGAGUAAACAGCUGAUCUGCUUAGUUCAGGAACCACACUCGGCUCCGGCUGUUGUGGCUGCUGCUCCGAACUACAAUCCCUUUUUUAUGAAUGAACAGAACAGAAGUGCAGCUACUCCUCCUUCACAGCCACCUCAACAGCCGUCUUCCAUGCAAACAGGAAUGAAUCCCUCUGCUAUGCAAGGGCCUUCACCGCCACCCCCUCCUCCUCCUUCGUACAUGCACAUACCUCGGUAUAGCACCAAUCCCAUCACUGUUACGGUAUCCCAGAACCUCCCUUCCGGACAGACUGUACCAAGAGCUUUACAAAUCCUGCCACAGAUUCCAAGCAAUCUCUAUGGGCCUCCUGGUUCUAUUUAUAUUAGACAGACAUCUCAGAGUUCAUCAGGGAGACAAACUCCUCAGAGUACGCCAUGGCAGUCCUCCCCCCAGGGCCCGGUGCCUCAUUACAGCCAGCGUCCUUUACCCGUUUAUCCCCAUCAACAGAACUAUCAGCCUUCUCAGUAUUCUCCCAAACAGCAGCAGAUUCCUCAACCCGCUUACCAUUCACCGCCUCCUUCUCAGUGUCCUUCACCCUUCAGCUCUCCACAACAUCAAGUGCAACCUUCCCAGUUGGGCCAUCCAGGUUCCCAUGUCUUUAUGCCACCUAGUCCUUCCACCACUCCACCCCAUCCGUAUCAACAAGGACCUCCUAGCUAUCAGAAACAGGGGAGCCAUUCGGUCGCCUAUCUCCCAUACACACCGUCCAGCUUACCCAAAGGAUCCAUGAAGAAGAUAGAAAUCACAGUUGAACCCUCUCAGAGACCUGGGACAGCCAUGAACAGGAGUCCUUCACCUAUCAGUAAUCAGCCGUCUCCACGGAAUCAGCACUCACUGUACACAGCCACCACGCCACCUUCAAGUUCCCCUUCAAGAGGCAUAUCCGGGCAGCCAAAACCUCCAUUUAGUGUUAAUCCUGUGUACAUUACGUAUACACAGCCAACCGGACCUUCAUGUGUUCCAUCACCAUCUCCUCGAAUGAUACCAAACCCAACUACAGUUUUUAAAAUUACCGUAGGUCGAGCAACGACUGAAAAUCUUUUAAAUUUAGUGGACCAAGAAGAACGUUCUGCAGCCCCAGAACCGAUUCAGCCCAUUUCAGUGAUACCUGGUUCUGGGGGAGAAAAGGGAAGCCAUAAAUACCAGAGGAGUUCUAGUUCUGGAUCAGAUGACUAUGCCUAUACACAAGCCUUGCUGUUACAUCAGCGAGCAAGGAUGGAGAGGUUAGCAAAGCAGUUGAAACUCGAGAAAGAGGAGCUCGAGCGCUUGAAGGCCGAAGUUAACGGUAUGGAGCAUGACCUGAUGCAGAGACGGCUCCGAAGGGUCAGCUGUACCACGGCGAUUCCCACGCCUGAGGAAAUGACAAGAUUGAGAAGCAUGAACAGACAACUCCAGAUAAAUGUUGACUGUACACUGAAAGAAGUUGACCUCCUUCAAUCUAGAGGAAACUUUGAUCCAAAAGCCAUGAAUAAUUUUUAUGACAACAUAGAACCUGGCCCAGUUGUACCACCCAAGCCAUCUAAAAAAGACUCAUCAGACCCUUGCACAAUUGAGAGGAAAGCCCGGAGAAUUAGCGUGACCUCCAAAGUACAGGCAGACGUCCAUGACACCCAGGCAGCAGCUGCAGAUGAGCAUCCAUCCGGCUCCAAGCAGAGUCCUCGGACACAGCCCCGAGACGAGGACUACGAAGGGGCUCCGUGGAAUUGUGACAGCUGCACCUUCCUGAACCACCCUGCCCUCAACCGCUGUGAGCAGUGCGAGAUGCCGCGGUACACUUGAACUCCGAUGGGUCCGCGUCAGUUCGAGAGUGAAACUUGGAGCCCCCACUCGAAGAAAAGAAAACCUUGGGAAGCUGUUCAUCUGCCCAGCCUUUCCAUGGCAGAUUCCACUGGGGGAAGAGGAAGGACCCUGGAGCUGGUUGUGCUCACUAAAGGAAAAAUGGGGAGUUCUCUUUGGUGGGGUUUUUUUUGGUGGGGUUUUUUUUUCUUUCUUUUUUUUUUUUUUUUCCUUUCUUAACUCAUUGCAGAGUGAGAGAGAAAGGGAUACUUGAAACCGGGAAAGGAUUCACUCCUGAAAGAAUGUACACAGAGAGGGCAAGCGCUCUUCUGUGGAAUCCCAAUUGUUAAAGUUACUGCUGAGUAGCCCUUACUUUAUAAACUAGAACUUUCAGUCAUGGUGUGACCUGUUACAGUUUAUCAGACAAACUGUGAAUUCCCAGAGCAGACUCACCUGGUCACAGCUCUCUGGAAAACCCAGGUUCCCCAUGCUUCUUCCCGGUGUUUCCUAGUAAAGAGAAGAACAGGAAAAAGCACCCACAACUUUUUUUUGGGGGGGGGGGGCUAAGUAAUAAGGGUAUUUUUAAUUGCUGCUUUUUUCAGAGGUAAUUUCAAACACACAACGAUAGUUCAAAAUGUGAUUUGUAACUGUCAGGAAUGAGGCACAUCAUGCCCUUUGUUCCAGAGUACAAUCAGAGGUGAGAAGAUCCCUGUUGCUUGUACAGUAAUUCAUCAAGCUAAAUCAACACUGGUAACUAAGACCUAAUUAUGCCACGAUAGAUACAAUUUUUAUGUUACUGCAUGCUUUUAUUAGGCCAUUGGCUUUAAAAAUAACAAGUCCUUACCAAGAACAAUUUUAUGAAUGACCUUCUCAUAAAACUGCGCUUUGCCAAUAGCACAGUGAAUGUAUGCCAAAUGUAAAUCCAUUCCAGAAUCCAUUUGGAAAUCUUGAGCUCAGCUGCGGUUCUGUAAGAAAUGUGUGCAGUCCAUAGGGCCUUUUUUUUUUCCUCCUUCCAAUUUUGUGAUGAAUUCAUGAUGUUUACAGCACAGUGUUUUGUGCCACAAUCCUAACUUAGCUGAAAAAAAAAAAUCACUAUUAGCUGUUCAGUACAGAUUUAUUUGCACAUGUUAAUAAACCAGCGUGAGGGAAAUUACAGUUGGCUGAUGUCAUCAAGUUGCAUACUGUGUUACUUGGGAGGAGGAGAAGGCUGGUGAAGAAAUGAGAUUAGAGAGAGGUGAGCGCAAAGGACUUGACAACUCAGAACUGUUUAAAGUUAACAGGGUGUAUUCAGAGGUAAUAAUGAGUUUGUUCGGGUAGCUCAGGUGAUACUAAAGCACUCCUUAUUUGUGAAGCCAAAACUUUAGGGUAUGAGUAACUGAAGAGAGAGAAAACCAUGUGGCCCCCUAGGGUGCACCACUGGAAGACUGUUCAUAGGACGUUUCUUUAAGAUCUCCGUCAUCGAAUUUCCUUCCUAGCUUAGAAUUGGAUUUUGGAAUCUUCCCAUCAUUUGGGUGAAUGUAAACGGCAAUACGAUCAGUAGGGCUUUGAAUCCCGCAGGAUGUUACCUGAGGCUCAGAUUUUAGGAGUAGCCACCCUCGCAUGCCACGUGCCCCCCUGUACACACGCGCGUGCACGCGCACACACACCCACACUCUUGAAGCUGUCAUUGUAUUGUAAGGUACCAGGGGUGUCGGGCAGACUUGGAAACACCAGCUGUCCCUAAAUGCACAAUGAAACCAAAGGCAUCGUAACCCAUCGCCAUUCUCCCUCAAAAUCAUCGUUUCACCCUCUACCUACCGCUUUGCCAACGUCUCGUAUGUGGAAAAUUCCCAAAAUAGCCACUCGUCUCGCCAAGUACCCGUGGCUCUGUGAUUACACCGCUAAGACAUCCCUCACUUGACUGCGGCAAGACUGUGAAAAGAAUGGAGAGAAAGCAGAUGGGCUUAAAAGCGUCGACCUGAAAAUCGCCUUCUUUAAAAGCUUCUGUGACACUGGUGUCUGUCCGUCUCCAGCAGCCGUCUCUCAGUCCUACUCUUGUGUAAUAUGCCAAUGCCUUUGCCUUUGUAUGGUUUCCUAGCUCUUCAGUGACGAUCCACCCUGCUUGGUAUUAAAUAACAAUUUAGGGGGAAAAUCUAUAUCCUGCUUGGUGUUCUAGCUCGAGGUUUACCAGUAUUCUUUUCUUAGAUACGCUCAAGUGGCAGCAGUUAACUGGGCACCUGUCCGUUCAGAAUGAAAGUAGCAUGUCUGGAGACAGUCGGAUGCCGUAUUGAAACCACGUAGGUGACUUUACAACUAUUGCAUGAACACACAUCCAGGUUAAUAAGCUGUCGUCAUACGGUAGAUGCAUGGUUCCAGUCCUUUGGUGACCUAUCUAGUCGAUCGUUGUUUGCCCCUGCCAGGAAAAAGGAGAAGAAACCAGUCUCUGGGAUAGGUGUAGACGGUGGGGUAGGAGGCAUCAGAGAUGGCUUUUCAAGAAGUUCCGUAUGUGUUCAUUUCUGGUUGGGCCCGAGUUUCGUAGGCCAAGUUAGGCUGCGUUCAGUUUUUAAAGGAAGCAAAAUUGUUUUCCACGGACACGUUUGAGCUCUUUAACUGUGUCCGCUCUCUAGACUUCCUGCCUCUGACCACUUUGAAGGAGGACUCGGUCAACUUUCAAGGUGCCUUUUGGAAAGGCCGUCCCGGUCAGACUGAAGCGCUUGCCCAGUCGGCCGGCGGCAGGAGGGCGGCAGGACGGCGGACGCCGGGCCGCACCUGUCCGCCUAGGCCCGCCGCUCUUCGCGUAGGCCGGGGCGCGGCUGGUUGCUGGCGAAACGUCUUUUUUCUUAAAACGUGUCUAGUUUGAUGUAUCUGGUAACACAUAGACCUGACUAUACGUUUUACACUAUUUCAUGGUUUUGUAAACUGGGUUUUUAGAAAGCACACGUGCUGUUUUGUUCCAAGUACAUUGUCCCUUAACGUGUGGAGUAGGUCUUAAGAGUUUAAAGUGGUAAUAGAGGAGCCAGAAACUUCCUAAGCAUUGUAAAAUGUUUGCAUUGAUAAUGACCUUGUAUGGGAGAGCAAAGAGGCAGGGGGUUUUAAACAGAAGAACUGCGUCGUAGGAAAGGUAGUUUUAGACGAGGAAAAGGAGGGGGGCAAAGUGUUGCUCAUUUGUUUAUUUCCCUGAAUGAAGUGGGAAGUGUGAUAGGCAGUUUAAUUUUUAAGGAGCUGGUCUCAGUUUUAGUACUUUUUAAUUAUUAAAAAAAAUAUCGUUUCCUUCAAUUUUGUCAUCGUCUUGUCCCGAUGAUCUAGGGUUCAUAUCCAACUUUCUGUGGCAACUCAGUUUUCUAUAGUAUUUUAAAAGGUAACUGUAAUGUCUUUGACAGUAUAAACAAAAAAGCAAGAAUAUAAGGCAUAAAAAAAUUGUCCUUGGAAAACAUCAGUCAUGUAUCCUGGAAUGUGAAGAUGUCCCUUCGUAGUUAAAGGGUAUAUUGGUAUAUCAGUCGAGCAAGAACCAUGACCACUGAAAUGUUACUAUAAAAAAAAAAAAAAUCAAUAAAUUGGGCACUGUCUGUUGCACCACUACUGUAUCUUUUUGAAAGAAUUGACAGAAUUUUCUUAGUGUGAAAGUUAAUUCUGAUGAUGUUUUCACAUUCACUAGACCUGCCUUUUUUUUCUUUAUUAUUUGCAUCCCCAAAUAUUUAAUACAAGUAGAAUUUUGCAUGGCUUGGGCAUUCAGAGAUUAAUAGGAUGAUGACUACGAUGUUAGUUUCUAAAGCCAUGAAAAGUUGCUUUGAGACUGAACAAUUCUGAAUUCUUAUUUAUAAUGAGACCCAAUGUCCAUGGUUCCCUACUGUAAAAGAAUUGAUCAGUUUCUUCAUUGAAACAGCAAGAACCUAUUAAAUCUUGUAAAUACCAUGUUUCUUUUAGGUUUCCGUGUAUGCUGUGAAUCAUUAUUUUGAGGUGAAAUUGUACAAAGGCAUUUUAAAAGGCUAUGCAUGCAUCGUACUUCCAAACAGUACAUAUUCGGAAAGUCAAAGAUUCCUGCAAAAUAAAUUAAUAAACUAAAAGCAAACACUA